This is a messenger RNA of Nicotiana attenuata, 1701 nucleotides long. RefSeq names its product actin-7-like. Gene Ontology annotation, biological process: cell division. Gene Ontology annotation, cellular component: plasma membrane; plasmodesma; cytosol. The transcript is spliced from 5 exons. Bases 140 to 1273 code for a protein of 377 amino acids. The record is from RefSeq and is a predicted model, not a curated record. Lineage: Eukaryota; Viridiplantae; Streptophyta; Magnoliopsida; Solanales; Solanaceae.
UCUUAAGAUUCCUCAUUUGUAUUCUCCAUUUUCCAAAUACUCUCGAUAAAGCCGCCGGCCGUCAUCUCCGGUUGCUUUGCUACUUUCCGGUGACCUCUUUCCGAUCUCCUCUCAGUUUCAGUUGGCAGUUGAAUAGAAAAUGGCUGACGGUGAGGAUAUUCAGCCCCUUGUUUGUGACAAUGGAACUGGAAUGGUGAAGGCUGGAUUUGCUGGGGAUGAUGCUCCUAGAGCUGUCUUUCCUAGUAUUGUGGGUCGUCCUCGCCACACUGGUGUUAUGGUUGGAAUGGGACAGAAAGAUGCCUAUGUGGGUGACGAAGCUCAAUCCAAGAGGGGUAUCUUGACCCUGAAGUACCCAAUUGAGCACGGUAUUGUCAGCAACUGGGAUGACAUGGAGAAGAUAUGGCAUCAUACCUUCUACAACGAGCUUCGUGUUGCCCCCGAGGAGCACCCUGUUCUUCUCACUGAAGCACCUCUCAACCCAAAGGCCAACAGAGAGAAAAUGACCCAGAUUAUGUUUGAGACAUUCAACGUUCCGGCUAUGUAUGUUGCUAUUCAGGCUGUCCUUUCCUUGUAUGCUAGUGGUCGUACAACUGGUAUUGUGUUGGAUUCUGGUGAUGGUGUGAGUCACACUGUCCCCAUCUAUGAGGGUUAUGCUUUGCCCCAUGCCAUUCUUCGUCUGGACCUUGCUGGCCGUGACCUAACUGAUAACCUGAUGAAGAUCCUCACCGAGAGAGGUUACAUGUUCACCACCACUGCUGAACGGGAAAUUGUCCGUGACAUGAAGGAGAAGCUUGCUUAUGUGGCUCUUGACUAUGAGCAGGAGCUUGACACUGCCAAGAGCAGCUCCUCCGUCGAGAAGAACUAUGAAUUGCCUGAUGGACAAGUUAUUACCAUUGGUGCUGAGAGGUUCCGUUGCCCAGAAGUCCUCUUCCAGCCAUCCAUGAUCGGAAUGGAAGCUGCAGGUAUCCAUGAGACUACCUACAACUCCAUUAUGAAGUGUGAUGUUGAUAUCAGGAAGGACCUCUAUGGUAACAUUGUGCUCAGUGGUGGCUCAACCAUGUUCCCCGGUAUUGCUGAUCGUAUGAGCAAGGAAAUCACCGCUUUGGCCCCUAGCAGCAUGAAGAUUAAGGUUGUUGCUCCACCGGAGAGAAAGUACAGUGUCUGGAUUGGAGGAUCCAUCCUCGCAUCCCUUAGCACAUUCCAGCAGAUGUGGAUUUCAAAGGGUGAGUACGAUGAGUCUGGUCCAUCCAUUGUCCACAGGAAGUGCUUCUAAGGUGCUGCUGCUGCUACUUUUACUUUGGUCGAGAUUUUCCUUUUUUGUUUUCCUGCUUUUGCUAUUAUGUCGACAGUGAACUCAGGUUUGCUGUCGUAGACGAGUCUUUGACGGUGGGGCUGUGAAAGAAGGGCGAUAAGACAACAUUGUACUGCUAAUAUUGUUUCAUGUUUACAGUGCAAUGUGGAUUAUAUCCUGAACACAUUGAGAGAGUUAAGCCUCUUUUGUCUGGAAAUAUCCCUUCUUGAACUUCUGUAUGCUUUUCUAGUAGGUUGUUGUUUGUAGUUGGGGAGAGGUUGUGAUGUUUUUCUUUGAAUCUUUUUUUUCAGUUUUCGUGUUUUGUUAUUCUAUGGUACUUUUCUUUCUUGGGAACAUAUGUCAAUAUUUAUUGAAUGAGAAGUUUUGGUAGUAUUUUCAGUUUUCGGAUA